Molecule: messenger RNA, 969 nt
Organism: Arachis ipaensis
Lineage: Eukaryota; Viridiplantae; Streptophyta; Magnoliopsida; Fabales; Fabaceae
Source: RefSeq, a predicted model, not a curated record
AUGGAUGAGAUGGAGGAGAAUGGGCUUGAGCCUAAUGAGGUUACUUAUAGUGUUAUGAUUGAGGCGUAUUGUAAGGGGAAGAAGUCCGGGGAGGCUCAUAAUGUGCUCGACGAUAUGCUUGGGAAGAAUCAUGUGCCGAGUUCGGCAUUGUGUUGUAGGGUUGUUGAUAUGUUGUGCAAGGAAUGGAAUGUUGAGAACGCUUGUGAGGUUUGGAGGAAGCUCUUGAGGAUGAAUUGCAGCCGCGAUGAUGCUGUCACGGGUACUCUUGUUCAUUGGCUGUGUAAGAAGGGGAAGGUGAUUGAGGCAAGGAAGGCGCUUGAUGAAUUUGGGGGUGGUGUGGUUCCAAGUCUAUUGACAUAUAACACAUUGAUUGCCGGAAUGCGCGAGAGAGGGGAGCUCUGUGAGGCUGCUAGGUUGUGGGAUGAUAUGGUAGAGAAGGGUCGCGUACCUAAUGCAUUUACUUAUGAUAUGUUGAUUAAAGGAUUUUGUAAGGUUGGUAACGUGAAGGAGGGAAUAAGGAUUAUAGAGGAGAUGUUUGAAAGUGGAUGUUUGCCUGACAAAUCAACAUACACGGUAUUGAUUGAUGGGCUUUCUUGUGCAAGAGGGAUGGUGGAAGAAAUUAACAAGGUUGUUGCAUUGGCUGUAUCCGCUGGAGUUGAUGAUGACAUGUGGGAUAUCUUCCUGAAAUCUGUUGUAAAUAAUUUAAAUUUGAAUGCAGCUGAAUUUGAUAGGAUAUUGUGCACUUUUCCCUCGGAUCUUUCAACCGAAAACAGUUUAUCCACUGUGAAGGAGAUGAAAGGAGCAUAUGGUGCUAUGAAGCUAUGCCUCUUUGCGAUAAUGAAGGUAAUCGGGUACCCGCUACCCGUGCUCACCCCUAAUGAAGGGGCUGUAAAAGAUUUGGAAGAUUCGGGGGACUCAGAGCAGGAUGUUGACGGUGAAACUAAUCAAGAUGAGCACAGAGAAAGUUAG